Fusarium vanettenii 77-13-4 is the source of this 699-nucleotide messenger RNA. RefSeq lists its product as uncharacterized. The coding region runs from base 1 to 699 and encodes 232 amino acids. The transcript has 4 exons. The record is from RefSeq and is a predicted model, not a curated record. NCBI's taxonomy places the organism in Eukaryota, Fungi, Ascomycota, Sordariomycetes, Hypocreales, Nectriaceae.
AUGGCAGUACAAGAUUCUAUUCAGUGCUUUGCAUGCUCCGUCCAGUUCUUGAACCCUGAGCUAUGUUUUGAGCAUUGUCGACUUUAUCAAUAUGAGGCCACGUUAUUGCUUGCAAAGGGGAAAGAGCUUAUAAUUGAGGCCCUGGGUCAUGAUCUCUCUGUCGAAAUCAUAGCGCUGCUUGCUAGAGCACAAGAUCUUCUUUCUCACCACGGUUCACUCGCAAUACCCCUUGCGCCGCUCGACGAUAACCAAAUGGUUCAGGCAACGCAACACGCGACGCCGUCGGGCUUUAGUGCCCUCACAAUGAUUGUGAUGGUGAAUCAUAGACCUUCUCUAGAUGGCAAGACCUUAAGCGAUACUAUGCUCUACUUUUGUGCCAGUCACAUUACUUUGAAGGAAGCCAUGGCUCAUACUUGCAAGGAUGUCGCGUCUUCCCAAAUCAUGCUCAUCAAGAGGCAGCGGCGAACAUGGCGCAGAAGACUACGUGAGGACAUGACGAAGGUUCGAUUGUUGAAGAACAAUGUCAAGAACAAUGUCAAGCAACUUAACCACGCCGCCGGAUCAUCCUCGUACGGAGAAGAGCCAGAAAGUCCAAGCGAUUGUCCAAGAAACGCCAUGAUCACUGGUCCGGCCAAUCUCAUGUCGAGUAUUGCCGGUGCAGAAGGGUCAGCUCCGAAUGCCACAAUUCCGCCACCAUAG